Messenger RNA from Polistes canadensis, 639 nucleotides. RefSeq lists its product as uncharacterized. Lineage: Eukaryota; Metazoa; Arthropoda; Insecta; Hymenoptera; Vespidae. The coding region runs from base 94 to 639 and encodes 181 amino acids. The transcript has 6 exons. The record is from RefSeq and is a predicted model, not a curated record.
UUGAAGUUAAUCAUAAUUUUAAUUUGCUAUGGGUGUUUUGCAUUAGGAAUUGACGAGCGGCCUUACUGUUUUAAAUUUACUUGGCCAGGGGCAAUGUCUUAUAACAACACUUUAAAAUUAAAUUGUACAGGAAACUCAUAUCUUGGAGUGCCAUGUGUAAAACCAAUUAUAGAUGGAUGGUUUUACCCAAAUACGACUGAAAUUUAUUUAGAUCAUAAAGAUGAUAAAGAUAAUGAAGACUCAGCUAUGUGUUAUUUACAAAAAGGCUUGACAUGUAUUAAAUAUACUAAUAAGUACAAUAAUGCAAUUUUAUUCGCUUCCCAUUAUUGUGGGAGAGUACUUGAAGAUAAAACAACAGCUAUUUCAUCAGGAUGCUUUAAUUACGAAACUGAUGGUCAUAUAAUUGAAGUUUGUGCUUGUCAAUCUCAACCAGGAGAAGAACCAUGUAACGUAGCAACAAAACAGAUUGCUUCUAUUUUAAUGUUAUUUCCCAGUAUGAUAAUAUUAUUUUAUUAUUUUUAUAAUGUUUUUGAGAAUAGAGUCCGUCAAUCUCCAAUCGGGGCUUUGGGAAAGUUCAAAAAUAGUCGAAUACACGGUGAUAACUCGGCGCAUGUUUUAACCUUGAAUUUUACUGUUUAA